AACGCCGCCAAAACAAAUCACUCACACUUUUUGAACACACACCCGUCGAGAAGAUCCAUUCAUUUUAAAUCAACGAUUCAUUCUGAUUCCAGUUUUGACAGUUCAGAACAUGUGCUACGAGGUGUGCUCUGGGAUUGAUGUGAAAUAAGCGUGAAUAGUGAUGUUAAUGGUAACUAUUCUUAUGUGAUAUAAAGUACGUAGUAUCAGAUAAGUGAAAGACACACAAAGAGCAACUUACUAAUCGGAGUUGAAUGAAAAAUCGAAACCCAAAGUUUCACGUCGUCCAAAACAAACUCAACCCGCCUGCGUUCAUUCGCUAGUUAACCGCUUCAGUGCUGAAAUUUUUAAUUUGCAUCCAUAAGAUGACCAUCGAUCAAAACGUGGAGGUUAAUCUCGACCCCACCAAUCUGCAUUUCACGGUGUUCAGCUCCGAGGACAUCAAGCGGAUCAGUGUCACGCAAAUUGUUACGGCGAGAUCGUUCGACGAGCUGGGCCAUGCCAUCCCCGGGGGUCUGUACGAUGCAGCGAUGGGUCCGAGCGGACGGGGCGAGGUGUGCAGCACCUGUGUGAAGGACAUCGCACAGUGCGAAGGACACUUUGGUCACAUUGAAAUUUGUUUGCCGGUGUUCAAUCCGUUUUUCGUAAAGACGGUAUACAAUCUGCUGAGGGCUUGCUGCACCAGCUGCCACCGGUUGCAGUUCCACGAUGCGAUGAAGAGCUUGCUGGAGCUGCAACUGCAGCUUGCGGAUGCCGGAUACAUUGUGGAGGCGGAGGAACUGGAGGUAUACAAGCAGAAGGUGGCGAUGAAUCCGGCCGAUGGGCUGCCCGAAGGGGUGGAGUACUAUUCGGAGCUACUGAUGAAUCAUCCGUACAAUAAGUUGGGUAACACAAAGAGCUCGGAUGCGAUUCGUACUGCUAUCGUUAAUAGCGCGAUGAAGGAAGGUGUGAAAUCCAUUUGCAUCCACUGCAAAAUGGCUAUCAGGAAGAUCAGGGUUUCCAAUAAACGCCUGGUGUUCAGCAUGAACCGAAACGAAAUGAAGGCUUUCUACGAAAAGAACGGCAUGAGCGACGUCAGCGAGGACAAGAUCAAGAUGUCGAGUAUGGUGGUUUUUGCCGAAGAAUGUCAGCAAUACUUUCACGAGCUGUACAAAAACGAUGGCGCCCUGCUGCAGCUACUAUUCCCGAUCCUGACCAACAGUUCCAGCUCGAUGAAGCAUCCGAUCGAUCUGUUCUUCAUGGAUGUGAUUCCGGUGCAACCCCCGCUGGUGCGUCCCGUCCGACGGGUCGAUGGCAUGGAGAUCCUGGAACACCCGCAAACAUCUCUGCUGCGGAAUAUUCUGAUGGCAAACACGACGCUGCGGGCGAUUUUGGUGCUGGCGAAGAGGGAGGGCGAAGAAACGGGUGAUGCGAUGGAAGUUGAAAUGAAGAAAAUCUAUGCCGCAGCUGAGGGUGAGAGUACCCACGAGAAGAUGUACAGAGCUUGGAUAUUGUUGCAAAAUUUCGUCGAUCAAUUGUUGGACAUCAAUGUUGCCCAGGAUCGGAACAAAAGUCGUGGCUUUGGGCUGAAGCAGAUCAUAGAGAAGAAGGAAGGCCUCGUACGGAUGCACAUGAUGGGGAAGCGGGUGAAUCAUGCGGCUCGAACGGUCAUCACGCCGGAUCCGAACAUCGGAGUGGAUGAAAUCGGAAUUCCGAUUACGUUCGCUAAGAGGCUCACCUAUCCGGUUCCGGUGACUUCAUGGAAUGUUUCGGAGCUGCGGAAGAUGGUGCUCAAUGGACCGGAAGGUUAUCCCGGUGCGAACAUGGUGGAAGAUUCGAAUGGCCACGUGAGUAGGAUUUCGAGCACGAAUGUGACCCAAAGAGAAUCGGUUGCCAAGACGUUGUUGACUCCGCACAGUUCCAAUCAACAGGGUGUUAAGAUUGUCCAUCGUCAUCUGCUGAAUGGGGAUGUGCUUCUACUUAACCGGCAGCCGACACUUCAUCGGCCCAGUAUAAUGGCCCAUAAGGCCAAAAUCUUGAGCGGAGAGAAGAUCUUCCGGUUGCACUAUUCGAACUGCAAAUCCUACAAUGCCGAUUUCGAUGGUGAUGAAAUGAAUGCUCAUUUCCCGCAGAGUGAAUUGGCACGCAGCGAAGCGUAUAACAUUGUGGCCGUUCCCCAUCAGUAUCUGGUUCCGAAGGAUGGCACUCCGCUGGGAGGUCUUAUUCAGGAUCAUAUUGUUUCCGCUGUGAAACUGUUCAUCCGAGGCAAGUUCUUCAAUCGGAAUGAUUAUCAUCAGCUGGUUUACCAAGCGCUUUGCAAUCAACGGGGCGACAUCGAGUUGCUCCCACCGACCAUCCUCAAGCCGGCAACGCUUUGGUCCGGAAAACAAAUCAUAUCCACGAUUGUAAAGAACAUCAUCCCGAAGAAGAUGCCCCACAUCAAUAUGAUUGGAAAGGCUAAGCUGAGCAAUAAACACUGGCAAACGCAGCCAUCUCGCGAGUGGCUUGCCGGAGGCACUCCGUUCGUGGACAACGAAAUGUCCGAAACGGAGGUGUUCAUCCGCAACGGGGAAUUGCUGGUAGGCAUCCUGGAUAAGAACCACUUCGGUGCGACACCUUACGGCUUGAUUCACUGUAUGUACGAGCUAUACGGUGGACAUUGCUCCUCCGCUCUGUUAUCCUCGCUUUCCCGACUAUUCACCUACUACCUCCAGUGGGAAGGAUUCACGCUGGGUGUGAAGGAUAUCCUGGUUCAGAAGGCAGCGGACAAAAAGAGAGCGAAAAUAAUCAAAGCUUGCCGCCAGAUUGGCCAUCAGACUGCCGCUUCCGCCCUAGAUUUACCCCCGGAUGUGUCCGAAUCCGAGCUGAACGCUCGAAUGCAGGAAACGUACGCCCGGAAUCCUAAAUUCCGCGCCAUAAUCGAUCGAAAAUUCAAAACGGCACUCGACACCUACACCAACCAAAUUAACGAAGCUUGCCUUCCGGGUGGAUUGAUCACGAAGUUCCCCGACAACAACCUCCAGCUGAUGGUGCAAUCCGGGGCGAAGGGUUCCACGGUCAAUACCAUGCAAAUCUCCUGCCUUCUCGGACAGAUCGAGCUGGAGGGUAAGCGACCUCCACUGAUGAUAUCCGGGAAGUCGCUGCCCAGUUUUGCCAUCUUCGAGACGUCACCCAAGUCGGGGGGAUUCAUUGAUGGUCGCUUCAUGACCGGAAUCCAGCCACAGGAUUUCUUCUUCCAUUGUAUGGCCGGCCGGGAGGGUCUCAUCGACACGGCAGUGAAAACCAGUCGCUCCGGGUAUCUCCAGCGGUGCUUGAUCAAACAUUUGGAGGGGCUGAACAUCAACUACGAUAUGACGGUUCGCGACAGCGAUAACAGCGUUGUGCAGUUCAUGUACGGAGAGGAUGGAAUGGACAUUUCCAAAGCCCAGUUCAUCGAAAGCUCGAAUCACUUCAACUUCCUGGACCUUAACCGUGACGUAAUCGUUCGGCCUGAGCUCACCAGGAUGCUGGCAAACGACGAGGAUAUGAACGACCAGAUUAAAGCGCACGUGAAGAAGAUGAAGGGCUGGUGUAAAAAGAACGGAACCGCUCUCCAAAAACGAAGAGUCUCAGCCUUUGCCAAAUUUUCCACGGACAUGAACGAAACCGUUCGCGCAGAAACCAACGAUCCGGAUCGACUGAAAUCCAAGAGCGGUCGUAUCCGUCUCACAGAGAAGCUUAUCAAGAAAUGGAUCAAAGCAGCGCCGGAGGUAAAGUCAAAAUACAACCGCAAAACAGCCCCGUGUCCCGAUCCCACGGCGUCACUCUUCCGACCCGACAGCUGCUACGGAUCAAUCUCCGAGCAUUUGGAACAGCUCGUCAAACGAUAUCGAUCCGCGCAACGACCGCUUCAUGACAUCGACGAACUGUUGAAGGUGAAAUACAGCCACGCGCUGGCCGCCCCCGGCGAAUCGGUAGGACUGCUGGCGGCACAAUCCAUCGGGGAACCGUCGACCCAGAUGACGCUGAACACGUUUCACUUUGCUGGUCGGGGGGAGAUGAACGUCACCCUGGGUAUCCCUCGGCUGAGGGAGAUUCUCAUGUUGGCGUCGGAGAACAUCAAAACGCCUUCGAUGGAGAUUCCGUUCCGGGCGCACAGGAGUGCCCGAAAGAUGGAGACGAUCGCCGAGAGGAUGAGGAAAACGCUGAACCGGGUGACGGUUGCCGAUGUGCUGGAAGAUAUCAAGGUGAAAUGUCGACUGGUGCUACGACCCGUCCGCGGGAUGGAAUACGUCGUGAGGUUCAACUUUCUACCCCAGGAUGCGUACUCGCACGACUAUCGCAUCGGGCCGAAAGAGAUUCUGCACAAAAUGUCGAGAGAUUACUUCAAGAGUAUGUUCCGCAUCAUCUUUCGAUCGGCCAGGAGCAAGAAUGUGCUAAUCGAAACCUUGCAAGAGUCCAAAUCCAAUCCGGAUACCAAUCCGGAUGUAGAAGACGAGAUUGCGGAUCGUGCCGAACCGAGUGCUUCUCAGUUUGGAGAUGACGGAGCCGUCAGCUCGGACGAGGAUGCUGAGGGGAAUGAUGGUGACGAGGAUGCAACUGAUUCCAAGAGGAAGAAUAAAAAGAGUGACGAAGUGGGGUACGAGUCGGAGGAGGAGGGGGAAGUUGACGAAAGUGAGGAUGAGCUGCCAAACUCCCAGGAAGAUAAAGAGAACGAGAGUAGUGUCGCCUCGCCGGAGCAGGGCAAAUCUGAUAGCGAGGAGGAAAUGAUUAACGGAGGGGCACUGAAUGUUUCCGACAUUAAUUUGGUGGAGGAUACGGAGAAAAUGCUUGUGGAGAGCCAGAGCCAAAUGAUCAGAGAUUAUAUCUACGAUAAGAAAGAAUUUCGUUGGUGCCAGGUAAUGUUCCAUAUGCCGAUGAAAUAUAAGGAAAUUGAUUUCACCAAAAUUCUGCGGGAAAUAGCCGAGAAGUGUGUCAUCUGGGAGAUCCCCCGCAUUCGGCGAGCCAUUACCUAUACCCAGAACGAUCAGCUGUAUUUGAAGACGGACGGUAUCAACAUCUACGCGAUGACCAAGUACAGCAAGAUCCUGGACCUGAAUCGGCUCUACUCGAACGACAUUCAUGCCGUUGCUAAAACGUACGGAAUUGAGGCGGCUUCACGGGUGAUCGUGAAGGAAGUGCAGAACGUUUUCAAAGUGUACGGUAUUACGAUUAACCCGCGCCAUCUGCUGCUGGUGGCGGAUUACAUGACUGUAGAUGGAACCUUCAACUCGAUGAGUCGCAAAGGAAUGGAAAACAACGCCUCACCGCUGCAACAGAUUUCGUUCGAAUCCUCGAUUCAAUUCUUGAAGGCGGCCGCACUGAACGGGAACAAUGAUCAUCUUGAUUCGCCCUCAUCGCGGCUCAUGGUGGGUCAGCUGUGCAAAAGUGGAACUGGAUCGUUCGGGGUGUAUAACAAGGUAGAUAUGUGAAAAAGAGAAGCUCAAAGAGCGUUGAUGUUAUUAUAUAAUAAAUAAAAAGUUUGAUUA
Toxorhynchites rutilus septentrionalis is the source of this 5483-nucleotide messenger RNA. It is a transcript of the gene RpI1, whose product is annotated as DNA-directed RNA polymerase I subunit RPA1. The transcript has 6 exons. Gene Ontology annotation, molecular function: DNA-directed RNA polymerase activity; DNA binding. The record is from RefSeq and is a predicted model, not a curated record. Bases 363 to 5426 code for a protein of 1687 amino acids. Lineage: Eukaryota; Metazoa; Arthropoda; Insecta; Diptera; Culicidae. Gene Ontology annotation, cellular component: RNA polymerase I complex. Gene Ontology annotation, biological process: DNA-templated transcription.